Tarenaya hassleriana is the source of this 1101-nucleotide messenger RNA. Its product is annotated as nardilysin-like. The transcript is spliced from 2 exons. The coding region runs from base 445 to 939 and encodes 164 amino acids. The record is from RefSeq and is a predicted model, not a curated record. NCBI's taxonomy places the organism in Eukaryota, Viridiplantae, Streptophyta, Magnoliopsida, Brassicales, Cleomaceae.
AUGAACAGAAAACAGAGAAAACAACACUUACACUCACACAUUACCCAUUCUCUCUCACACACACACACUUUUCGACACUCUUGUGACUGUCCUUUCUUCUUCCUCAAUUGAUCAACACAUUAUCAGACACGUCCCCUCUCUCUCUCUCUCUGUUCCCAUUCUUGAAGAUUAGUUGUCUGAAUUUGUUCCUCACAUACUCCUUACAGAUCUGCAACUCCCACUUCAUUUGCAACAGGCAUUUGAUACAGAUCCUCCAUUAUUGCCCUCAAGGUGUUCGAUAUUAUUGUUCCUAGUCCUAAUGCUUGCAUAGACACUGAAUCAAGGUGAUUUCCACAGAUUAGCCGACUUUUUUGGUAUAUUAAACUGCGAUUCGACGGACUAAUUCAUGGGUUUUUCAGUGUAAAAAGUUGUACACGGGAGUCUAAGAGGUUGUUCUUGUUGGUGAUGAUGAUGAUGAAGUCACCAAACAGAAGCCAAAGAACAAGAGGCUUGAGAACAAAGUCUGUGUUCCAAGCAUUUCUAUUGAUUGUCCUCUGCAUUUGGCUGCUCUACGAGGUGAAACAUUCGUACAGCGUUAAGAGAGAAGACGUGGAAGGGAAUGAGGAAGCAUCUGAAGUGGCAAUGCUUCAUGGGAUUGAGGUGAGACUCGGGAGGAAGAAUCUUGAUCCCCGAGAAAGUUCGAGAUUGCAAGUGAAAGGACAUGAAUCGGCAGAGGAAGAGGAGAUGGUGAAGCAAGAGGAAGGUGAAGCCGAAGACCCCGAGCAAUCAGUGGAGGAUUUGAUCGAUGAAGACGACGACGGAGAGAAGGGAAACGAGAUUGAGGAUUCGGCUACCGUUGAUUUGGAUGAUCAAGCCGGAGAUGAAGGGGAGAGAAACUUUCCAGAAGCUUGGGAAGAGAACUACAAGAGCACUGAUGGGUCUAGUUCUGCAGAAGAUUAGAAGACACGGAAGCUCAGAUUCGGUUAGGACAUGUUUGAUCAAAACAAGGGAAGUGAUUGACAGUUGAAUGAUAUGUCUCGAGUUAUGUUAUAUUGGCUGCUCGAAGUGAAAAAAGGGGAGAAGUUGUAAAUACAGAGUGUUCAUUUGGAUGUGUUCCUUAUU